Molecule: messenger RNA, 1552 nt
Organism: Misgurnus anguillicaudatus (oriental weatherfish)
Lineage: Eukaryota; Metazoa; Chordata; Actinopteri; Cypriniformes; Cobitidae
Product: F-box only protein 6
Biological process (GO): ERAD pathway; SCF-dependent proteasomal ubiquitin-dependent protein catabolic process; glycoprotein catabolic process
Cellular component (GO): SCF ubiquitin ligase complex; cytoplasm
Molecular function (GO): ubiquitin protein ligase activity; protein binding
Source: RefSeq, a predicted model, not a curated record
UCAAUAUGCAGGUGCAACCGCCACAUGACAGACUAGUGGCGCGAACGGAACAAUGAAACGUGCUUCAACAUUUAAAUAAGCAAAUACCGUUGCGAGUGCAAAAACUUAACUAAUCCUAACAGGAUUAUAAAAAACAAAUGUACAACAUAUUACUAACAUGCAUAAAUCAAGAUAUUAACUAUUGUUUCUAAAUUAUAUAUAUUACAGCAAGUUCUUAUAAUUACAGAAGACGUGAGCAUGCUGAACUAUAAUUAAGAGAAACACUAUUAUGUUAACUAGACAAAUAAAGAUACAUGCAAUACCAUCAAUCGUGUCUGCAGCGAACUACAAAGUAAAAUGCCGAAAUUGCGCAUGUGCGCAAAUGCGUGAGUCUAAGGAGUGACGUCAGCUCAUCAGUCCAGCGGGGAGUUUUCCACAGCCAGUAUGUUCAAGUACGCACAUUUGCAGCCAUCUGUUCCAGUAGCUGUGGUUGAGGAGAUCUUACUGAAUCUGCCUGAAGAGGAGGUGGUAUUAAAGUGUCGUUUAGUGUGUCGUGAAUGGAAGCUGCUGGUGGACUCACAGUCACACUGGAGAGCGCGCUGUCGUAGGGAGGGGAUCGAGCCCUGCGAUGCGUCCAGACCUCCAGCGAACUGGCAGCGUUUUUACUUUCUGAGAAAGAAACAACGUAACUUGCUUAAGAAUCCAAAAGCUGAAGAGGAAUUAAAUGGAUGGGAGAUUGUACACAACGGUGGAGACGGUUGGGCAGCACAUGGAAACAGAAAUCCACUUUUUGAAAACACAGUCACCAAAUGCUUUGUAACCUCUUACAUGUUAUGUUUAAAGCAACAGAUUAUUGACCUUAAGAAAGAAGGUUACAGCCCUGCUAUAAUGGAUCAAUGGCAACCAAAUAUUAAAAUAUCAGAUUGGUAUACCCCACGCUGUGAUUGUGGCUGUUACUAUAAAAUCUUUGUGAGGUUGCUUGGUCAGAAUAAAGAAGAGCUCAGAACUUUUCAUGAAAAAGUUGUCUUUCCUCAGUGGAAUGAUGAGCAAUGGUGUCACAUGACACACGUUUUUAAGAAUUAUGGACCUGGAGUACGUUUUAUUCAAUUCAUUCAUGGAGGAAAGGAUACACAGUUCUGGAAGGGCUGGUAUGGAAUACGGCUAACUAACAGUAGUGUUGAGAUCUGUCCAGAAGAUGGGUCAUAGCAUGUUUCAGUCUGAAUAUGCCUGUUUACAUUUUUUAACCAAAGAUAAAGAAUCCAUAUACUUAUACAUAGUAUUAGCACGUUGUUGCCUUAUGUUUUACAUCAUGCAAUGCAUUUUUAUGAUAUGCAUUAUAUAGAAUAUUCUGUAAAAUAACAUAAACGUCAUAAAAUAAAUCUAGAAUACUCCCUCAGCACUUUCAAAUGGAGCCAAGUGACGAGAAAUAAACUUAUAAGAUGGCAGUUUUGUGAUGGCAAAAUUAAAGGCUCUCUAAGCGAAUCUGCGAGACGUUAGUUAUUGUUGACGUUUGAAACUGUUUUCAAACAGACGGAGCGUAGCUAACUCCUCCCCCUCCCCCUCCCUUCCGUGC